Carica papaya (papaya) is the source of this 2354-nucleotide messenger RNA. Its product is annotated as Galactose-binding protein. Gene Ontology annotation, cellular component: cytoplasm; membrane. The record is from RefSeq and is a predicted model, not a curated record. NCBI's taxonomy places the organism in Eukaryota, Viridiplantae, Streptophyta, Magnoliopsida, Brassicales, Caricaceae. Gene Ontology annotation, biological process: protein folding in endoplasmic reticulum.
GUAAAAAACACUCCCAAAUUUACUGCUCUUUCAGCUCACCAGAUCCAAUAACAGAGCGGUAAACAGUGAAAUUCGAGUUAAAAAGCUAAAACAAAGAAUCCGGAAGCCGGAAGUGUUUUUCAAAUACGAGAGAGAGACAGAAGAAUGCCGUUACUUAAAAGGACAGAAACCCCAUCAGAGGGGUCCUGAAGACACCCGGGACGGAGAAGAGAAUCGACUGACCGACCGACGCCGUUUCGGUCUGGGAUUGACAUCGGUUGUUUCGAUCGAUCGCGCUUCUUUUUCUCUCUGGAUUUGUUCGCUGAUCUCCGUUUUUUUCACUCUGAAAACAGUUGAAGAGAAUUUGACUUACUCAUUUUCCAGAUUUUCAGGGGCUUCAUCUACAGGUGACGUGGAGAGAAACCUUUUCUUUCAGAAUUCCAUAGUCUGCGCUGUACUGGAUUGAUGUGCGAUGCAAAGAUCACGUAGAGCUCUUCUGCAACGAAGAGCUUUGGAGAAGGCUAAUACUGGAAGAAAUCACUUGUACAAAGUUUCUCUGUCCUUGGUUUUUGUUUUAUGGGGUCUUGUUUUCCUUUUGAGCUUAUGGAUCAGUUAUGGCGACAGUUACAGAGAUGCGUCUGCAGUGCCUCCAGUUGGUUCGUCAACUUGGCAUGGAUCUCAGCUGGCACAAAAAUAUGCUGGUCCUGCUGAUAGAAAUCCAUCAAAAGAAACUGAAUGUCCUAAGUACAAUGAGGAUUCUUGUGCAAAAGUCGAUGAAAAUAAAGGUUCCAGAAGUGGUGAACCAGUUGCCCAUGAAGGAAACACAAAUCAUAUGGUUGACCAUGCCAUGUCAGGCACUAACUCGGAGGGGACUGCUCUGAAGUCUGAUAGGCUGUCUCGUGCUGUGCCACCUGGACUUGAUGAAUUCAGGACCAAAACAUUCAGUUCCAAAAGUAAAUCUGGAACCGGACAGGCUGGGAGUGUAAUACACAGAGUGGAGCCUGGUGGGAAGGAGUAUAAUUAUGCUUCUUCUUCAAAGGGAGCGAAGGUCUUGUCAUUUAACAAGGAAGCCAAGGGUGCUUCUAAUAUCCUAUGCAGAGACAAAGACAAGUACCUUCGAAAUCCAUGCUCUGCAGAAGAAAAAUAUGUUGUUAUGGAACUUUCGGAGGAAACUUUAGUAGACACAAUCGGGAUAGCAAAUUUCGAACAUUAUUCUUCUAAUUUAAAAGAUUUUGAGUUGCUUGGCAGUCUGGUUUAUCCAACAGAGACGUGGGUUAGUCUUGGGAAUUUUACUGCUGCAAAUGUGAAGCAUAUUCAGAAGUUUGUUCUCCAAGAGCCAAAAUGGGUGAGAUACUUAAAGUUAAACCUAUUGAGUCAUUAUGGGUCAGAAUUUUAUUGUACACUAAGUGUUGUUGAAGUCUAUGGGGUGGAUGCUGUUGAGCGCAUGCUGGAGGAUUUGAUAUCUGCUCAAAACAAUUUAUUUGGACCUCAAGAAGGAACUGGUGACAAUAAGCAGGUAUCUUUCCCAUCAGAGUCCACCAAAAGUGAUGUACAUUCUCAAGGAUUGUAUGAAGAAGUGGAGUCUGUUUACUCGGUGGAAAGUUCAAUUACUAAACAUGAUGUUGGGAAGACGAAUAAUGUUCUUGAUCCUGUUGAGGAAAUUCAUCAUCAACAGGCCAGUAGGAUGCAUGGGGAUGCUGUUCUUAAAAUACUAAUGCAGAAAGUCCGGUCCCUGGACAUAAAUUUGUCUGUGCUGGAGAGAUACAUAGAAGAGUUGAAUUCCAGAUAUGGGAAUAUAGUAACAGAAUUUGCUAAAGAUAUUGAAGAAAAAGUUGUACUGUUAGAAAGGAUAAGAUCAGAUGUAAAGAAUACUUUUGAUACUCAGGCAAACAUGGCUAAAGAUGUUGGUGAACUUAUUGCCCAGAAAUCGCGUGAUUCUUCUGAGUUACUUACUCUGCGCGGGGACAUUGCUCUUCUCAGGUUUAAGGUUGAAAAGAUGGAGGAGAGUCAUUCAUCGAUGGAGAACAAAGGUAUCGCAGUGUUUCUUGUAAGCUUAAGUUUUGGAAUCUUGGCUCUCACGAGGCUUUUCGUAGAUAUUUUGCGGUGUAUCUAUAUAACAUUUUGUGUUCAAAGAACGGAGAAAACCAGGAAAUUUUGUUGUAUAAGCUCUUCCUGGAUUUUCUUACUAUUGAGCUGUACCGUUACCAUUUUCUUACUAUCAGUAUAGAGUUCUUACCCCUCCAUGGAUGGCAGUUUAUAGAAAUGUGUGGAAAUAUCUUGAGUACUCUACCAAGCUGGUAGAACGUGAUUAAAUUAAACUUGUCUUCCUUUUAAUUUUUGAAAGGUAAUUCCAUAUUGUAGAUUUGGUGGGUGAA